This is a messenger RNA of Melanaphis sacchari, 5157 nucleotides long. It is a transcript of the gene Mcr, whose product is annotated as CD109 antigen. The coding region runs from base 250 to 5157 and encodes 1635 amino acids. The record is from RefSeq and is a predicted model, not a curated record. Gene Ontology annotation, cellular component: extracellular region. NCBI's taxonomy places the organism in Eukaryota, Metazoa, Arthropoda, Insecta, Hemiptera, Aphididae. Gene Ontology annotation, molecular function: protein binding; endopeptidase inhibitor activity. The transcript has 28 exons.
GCUACAUAGUUGUAGUAUGUGACAGGUUACGUUAAAUUUUUGUUAGUAAAUAAAAUUAUUGUAAUUUCCGUUUCCUGCGUUUUGUGAUUAAUUAGUCAUUUUAUUUUAUGUUUUAGUAUACGAUUUAGUGUGGUAUCGUUUAUUGUUUCAGAUAUCUACAGGUCCAUAUAACAAGUGUUGCUUUUUAUUGCUUUUAGUAUGCAGUGUAUGAUCACCCGUUAAUGGAAUUUAAAUCUAAGAUUUUCCAAAAUGAUUUCUAUUUAUAUGAUACUUACUUUAAUUUUAAAACUUUGUGUGGGACAAGACUAUCUUUCACCAUCAUACAAAGUUUCUCAAGAAAAUGACUACUCACGUACUACAAAAUCACAAAGUGAUAAAUUAUUCAAUAAUUUAUAUGAUUGGAAAAAUAAUUAUGAUAAUAACAUUAUCAUCCCUGAUGCGAAUUAUUUUGUGGUUGCAAGUCGAAUGGUUAGACCAGGUCAAGUGUACAAAGUAGCAGUCACUGUUUAUAAAGCCAAACAACCAAUUUCUGUUAGAGCUUCAAUUCAAAGAAAUGGAGUUGAAUUAGCUUCUGACACAAGUUUAAUUAAAGAAGGAAUUCAAGAAACAUUAUUAUUAUUGGUUCCAGCUACAAGUGUUACUGGUGAUUAUAAACUAAGAGUAGAGGGCUUAUAUGAUGGAAUUAUUGGUGGAUAUGCAUUUAAUAAUGAAACUCGAUUAAAUUUUUCACAACGAUCUAUGACAAUUUUUAUACAAACUGAUAAACCAAUAUAUAAACAAUCUGAUAUUGUUUAUUUCCGAGCAAUUCCAAUUAAUACAGAGUUAAAAGCUUUUGAUAAUCCUGUUGAUGUAUAUAUCCUUGAUCCAAAUCGCUAUAUUAUGAGACGUUGGCUUUCAAGACAAUCAAACUUUGGAUGUGUAAGUUUAAAUUAUGAAAUGUCUGAUCAGCCUGUGUUUGGAGAAUGGACCAUUCAAGUCGUAGCUCAAGGGCAGAUUGAAGAAGUUACAUUUUUAGUAGAAGAAUAUUAUCAAACCCGUUUUGAGGUUAAUGUUACAAUGGCUGCUUAUUUUUUUGAUUCGGAUAAAUAUUUGAGUGGCUAUGUAAUGGCAAAUUAUACUAGUGGAGGACCUGUAAAAGGAAAUCUAACAUUAAAAGCAACAAUACGACCACUCAAAAACGGGUUUAAAAAUUAUGAUGGUCCUAUAAUUGAAAAAUAUUUGAGUUUUGAUGAAGAGCGUCCUUCUUGGUAUCCUAAACAAUCUGAAUAUUCAAGAAUAAAUCAAAUACCACAUUUACAAUGGUUUUAUGGUGUUUAUAAGUUCAGAUAUCCUUUAAGUGAGUUGCAACAAUUAGUUUCUUCUUUAGAAGAGACUGAGGUAACUAUAACAGCCACAGUAGGAGAAAGAUAUUUAAAUGAAAUUGUAGAAGGCUAUUCAACUGCAAGAUUUUUUAACUCUUCAGUUAGAGUUGCAUUUUUGGGUGGCUCACCACAAGUUUUUAAACCAGCUAUGCCAUUUUCUAUUUAUAUAACAGUUUCUCAUCAUGACGGAUCACCAUUGGAUAGAUACAGAUUGUUGCUUGGUCGCUUAGAUAUAUCUGCUGAAGUUAUGAUGAAAUCUGGUAGUCGCAGAACUAUUGAUACAAAAAUGUUAAAAAUGUCAACAGAUCACGAAGGAGUAUUUGAAAUGAAAUUAUAUUUACGUAAAGAAUUAGGUCUUGAAAAUGAAAAACGUGCUUCAGAAGUAUUAAAAGAUAUUGAAUCAAUGAAAAUAUAUGCCUCAUUUAAAGAUAUGUAUGGCGAAAGAUCAACUACAGAACUACUUUUACUUACUCAUUAUUCGCCUAGUCAACAUCAUCUUAAAGUUUGGACUUCAACUAAAGAUGCCAAAGUUGGACAGUUUAUAGUGUUCCAUGUACAAAGCAAUUAUUAUUUAGAAUCAUUUGAUUAUAUCAUGCUUUCAAAAGGUAUGAUAUUAGUAACUGGACAUGAAGUCACUCAUGCUUCAACAAUCCGAACAUUUGCUGUUACUUUAUCAGCUGAAAUGGCACCAGCUGCUACUAUACUUGUGUAUCAUGUUGGUAAAUUUGGGGAUGUAGUUGCAGAUAGCUUAACAUUUCCAGUGAAUGGAAUAUCAAGAAAUAAUUUCACUGUUUUUAUCAACAAUCGUAAAAGCAGAAGUGGAGAAAAGGUUGAAGUAGCAGUAUAUGGUGAACCUGGAGCAUAUGUUGGGUUAUCUAGUUUAGAUUAUCCAUUCUAUGGUCUACAAGCAGGAAAUGAAUUAACAUAUGCUAAAAUUUUGACUAAAAUGGAAAGGUUUGAUGAAGAUACAAAUGGUACAAUUAUGCACACAUGGCUUUCACAUGAAGGUUCUCCUGAUGAAAUAGUUUAUUUUCCAUCAUCUACUUUUGGAAUAGAUGCUAAUCGUACAUUUGAAUUUGCUGGUGUAGUUGUAUUUACUGAUGUUGUUUUACCAAAGCGAAUGACUUUAUGUAACCAAACUCUAGGAUAUGCUGAAUGUCUUAGUGGUCGCUGUUAUUUAGCUAAUAGAAAAUGUGAUGGACAUAUUGAUUGUGAUGAUGGCACUGACGAAGCCCUAUGUCCAUUGUAUAAUCGUACAGAAUUCAAUAACUUUCGAAAGUUCCGUUACAAUCAUCUACAAAGACAUUAUGACAAUGUAUGGAUGUGGCGAGAUAUUAAUAUUGGACCUCAUGGGCGAUUCAUAUUUGAUUUAGACGUACCCCAUCGACCUGCAAAUUGGAUGAUUACUGCAUUUAGUUUAAGUCCUUCUAAAGGCUUUGGCAUGAUUAAAAAGCCCAUUGAAUACAUUGGGGUAUUACCAUUUUUUAUGAAUGUUGAAAUGCCUACACAUUGUAAAGAAGGUGAACAGAUUGGAAUUCGUGUUACUGUUUUUAAUUACAUGUGCAGUAGUGUUGAAGCUGUUGUUGUUUUAUUUGGUUCAGAGUCGUAUAAAUUUGUUCAUGUUGAAGAAAAUGGAAUAGUAAACUCAUACAAUCCUAGAACAUCUCAUGGUGAUCAUCAAUUUUUUGUUUAUAUUAAAGCGCAAGAUGCAGAAACUGUUUACCUACCUGUGGUCCCUACAAAACUUGGUGAUAUUACCAUUAAUAUUGAAGCUACCACAUUAAUAGCUAGUGAUCGAGUGACUAGAAAUUUACAUGUUGAUUCUGAUGGAGUACCUCAAUACAGACAUCAGUCAAUGAUCUUGGAUCUCAGUAACAGAGCUUAUGUUUUCCAAUAUUUGCAUGUAAAUGUAACUGAAACUCCAAUUAUACCAUAUAGUAUAGAUCGUUACUAUGUUUAUGGGUCAAAUAAAGCUCAUGUUUCAUUAGUUGGAGACGUUGUUGGACCAAUUUUCCCCACCAUGCCUGUUAAUGCAACAUCUUUGCUUAAUUUACCCAUGGAUGCUGCUGAACAAACAAUGUUUAGUUUUGCAGCUAAUUUGUAUACUACAAUUUAUAUGAGAUAUGCAAAUCAACGAGAUCGAACACUGGAAAAGCAAUCAUUCUACCAUUUAAACAUUGGAUAUCAGCGUAUGCUAUCAUUCAUGAACAAAGAUGGAUCAUUUAGUCUUUUCAGAAGUGAUUGGAAUAUGUCAUAUCCAAGUGUAUGGUUGACUUCAUAUUGUGCUAGAGUAUUCCAAGAAGCAAACUUUUAUGAGUGGGAAAAUUUCAUAUUUAUUGAUCCACAAGUUAUUUCAAAAGCUUUAAUGUGGGUACUGAAACAUCAAACUGAAGAAGGUUCAUUUUAUGAUGUCACAUGGUUUCCUGAUCGUAAAGUUAACAGUUCCAUACACAGAUCAAUUUUAUUUGGAGCUAAUAGACCACAAAGAUUUUCUAAUAUAUCAUUAACUGCUCAAGUUCUCAUAACAUUAACAAACGCAAAAGAUAUAUCAGGGGGUCUGGGUUCCAAAUUGGCUCAAGGUGAAAGUAGAGCUGUAAAAUAUUUAGAAAAAAACAUGAAUUUAUUAAAUAUGACUGGUGAACCGUAUGAAAUUGCACUUGUUACUUAUGCAUUAAUGUUGACCAAGUCUUCAUUUGCCGAGUUUGCAUUCACCUUAUUAGCUAGACAUGCUAGAAGAGAAGGUGGAUUGAUGUAUUGGGGUAAAGAAUUUGUACCUUUACCGCCAACAAAAAUGGAGAAUCAGAAACCAUUUUUAUUACCACGUCUGCCAUAUAAAUAUGAUUCUAUUAACAUAGAAACAACAGCAUAUGCUUUACUUGUUUAUGUUGCUAGAAAAGAACCUUAUAUUGAUGAUAUUGUUAAGUGGUUGAAUUCUCAAAGACUUACUGAUGGUGGUUGGGCCUCCACACAAGAUACAGCUAUUGCCAUGAAAGCUCUAAUUGAAUACACAAACAGAAACAGGCUUAGAGAUGUAUUUACAUUGACUGUUACGGUUGAAGCUACAGCUCUUUCAGGAAAAACAAAAAUAUUGAAAGUUAACAGUGCAAAUAUUGCACAGUUACAAAAAAUAGAGAUUCCACAAGCUUGGGGUACUGUCAAAGUGCAAGCUAAAGGUUCAGGUUAUGCUAUUUUACAAAUGUCCGUUCAAUAUAAUGUUGAUGUAGCAAAAUUCCAAACAACACCACCUGAACAAGCCUUUGGAAUAGUAACUCGUGCAGAUUUUCAUGGUCGCAAUCAAUCUCAUAUUACUUAUCGUAGUUGUCAAAAAUGGACCUACAUUGAUGAGUCACCUAGAUCAGGACUGGCUGUUUUGGAUGUUGCUAUUCCAACUGGGUAUAUAGUGCAACAACAAAAUUUAGAUGCUUAUGUAUUGCAAAGAAUUGUUCCAAAUUUACAAAGAGCUCGAUUUUUCCCUGGAAAGCUAUUGUUUUACUUUGAUUAUUUGGAUGAAUCAGAAACUUGUGUCAAAUUUACUGUUGAAAGAUGGUAUCCUGUAGCAAAUAUGUCACGUUAUCUUCCUGUUCGUGUAUAUGAUUAUUAUGCUCCUGAACGAUUCAACGAAACAAUAUUUGACGCUUUACCAACAUAUUUGUUGAAUAUUUGUGAAGUAUGUGGUAGUAGUCAAUGUCCUUAUUGUCCCAUUUUCAAUAAUGCUAAUAAAUUGUCUAUUCCAAUAAAAUUUAUCUCUAUUUUUACUAUUCUUGUAGUUCACAUUUACUACAAUUUAAUUACAUGA